Trichobilharzia szidati is the source of this 2024-nucleotide messenger RNA. The record is from the annotation of a GenBank genome assembly. NCBI's taxonomy places the organism in Eukaryota, Metazoa, Platyhelminthes, Trematoda, Strigeidida, Schistosomatidae.
GCUAUCUCUUCUUGCUUCUGCAAGGUCGUGACGUCUCAGAAGAUCAGACAGAAGAGUAAGAAGACCAAGAAGACUGUUGUGAAAUACUUGUUAUUACACCGAUUUAUAAACUCCUGAAGCCGCUUUCCUGGAGAAGUGGUACCUUCGCCCUUUGCUGAUCUACUCAAGAAGGGACCAGAAAGAAAGCGAUACCACCAAGGAGAGGAUCUAAACAGCCUCAAAGCUCCUUAUCUUCAGCGAAAAAUCUGUGUCAUCUAAGUGUAAUAUACGCCUAGCAAGGCGCCUAAAGCGACCGUGAAGGUCACCUACAAAGGUUACUACUCAGAUGAGUGGUGAUCUUACCCGUGGUGGUCAUUCCCGCUCACUUUCCUUUUCUGACCAAGAUUCAUACGAAAAUGCAGUGAUUCGAGUUGGUGAAAAUUUUCAAGUUGAUCUCCCCUUGUACGAAGGUGAACCGCCACAGUCGAUACUUUCAAGUGAAUCCGAUCAUGAAGUAGUUCUAUGGCGUCCAAUAGCUGAAAGUUUAAAUGAUCAAUUAGAGAAAUUCAUAAACACAGCCAUUGAAAAAUAUGCGUAUACAGAAGAACAAGCUCUUGCCUUUCUUACCUGGCAUCAGAUUGAUUUUGAUGAGGCUGUCGAGGAUCUGUGCAAUUUUACGCCAGUUCAAUAUGAAUGGUCAAAUUUAGAACGGAAAAUAUUCUUCACCUAUGUCGCUUAUCAUAAUAAACAAUUUCAUAAAAUUAAGAAACAUUUUCCCAACCGUACAGUCAAUGAAUUAAUUCUUUUCUAUUACUUGAAUAAACGAAAUGAACAAACAUUGCAUGAAAUGGGUUUAGGCGGAUCGAAAUGGUCUUGUCUACAAAAACUUGCUUAUUUAGUGCCUGGUAUUUCAUCACAUAUGAACAAUAAUAAUAAUAAUGAUGCUAAUCAGAAAUACGACUUCGAAUUCGAUAUGAACGAUCCAUUAGAUGUUGAAAUCAAACAAUAUCUUGAUAUGCUGCACAGACUAGUUCCAGAAUCAUCAGCUGAAGAAUCCAAUGAUAGUACAGAACAAGGCACUAGCCUUAGCGGUACUCAAUCAGAGUGUGAAACAGAAACACGCACCUCAUGUUCAUCAUUAUCAAUAGGUGGUGAAGGCGGUGGUGUUAACACCGAAACUGUUGAACAACACAGUGAUCAACAAAGUAGAUCAAGUACAGGUUCUGUAACACAUAGUCUUGAACAUCGUAGACAACGGCGAGGACGAGGACGACAUUGUCGUAAAGGUCGAAGAACAACACCGCGUAAUGCCGCCGCUGCCGCUUUUGGUCUCUUCUCCAGUGAUAUUGUUUCAGUGAAUCGUUUAUCAGCACGUAAAUUUGCUCAACUUGAAAAAGAAAUUGCAGCAGCCAUUGCUUCUUUUAGUAGUAAUAAUAACAAUAAUCAAUCGUCAUUACAUAGAGUUAAAUCUCAUGAAGCCAAUACCUGUGCGAAUUCUAGUUCACGUAGUUCACGCAGAGGAAUUCUGUCGAACACAAAAACAAGAGCCACAUUACCCUCUGGAAUAUACUAUUCACAUAGAGAAUUUCUGCGUUUCUGUGAUUCUACACCAGCUGAACGUAAACAAGAAAUGGAUGAAUUGAAUACUACACUACAAACCUUGUCUGAACAAAUAGAGAAGGAAAAGAAACUUGCUGACAGUAAAAGUGAAUCACUUGAAAGUAUGGCAGCUUUACGGCCUCCUUCUUUGCCUAUAGAUCCUUAUUGGUCCCCAGUGGAUAUUCAACUAGUCUGUCAUGCAAUCGGUGAUUUAGGACUUGAUUAUGUGGCGAUUGCUGAACGUUUGAUCAAUAAAACACCGACUAUGGUAGCCAAAUUCGUACAAAUGUACGGUCAACAACUUAAUCUCCAUCAGUUAGCGUCAUUAUCACCGUUAAUUGUGCUUUAAAAAAAAUAUUUUUUGUAAUGAUUACUAUGAUUAUUAUUAUUAUUACGAGUAUUGUUAUUACUGUAUUAUUAUUAUUACUGUUAUUGUUAUAUUUGAG